Cynara cardunculus var. scolymus (artichoke) is the source of this 704-nucleotide messenger RNA. RefSeq names its product protein LURP-one-related 11. Lineage: Eukaryota; Viridiplantae; Streptophyta; Magnoliopsida; Asterales; Asteraceae. The transcript has 2 exons. Bases 27 to 611 code for a protein of 194 amino acids. The record is from RefSeq and is a predicted model, not a curated record.
CUUUGAAUUCUUUGCUUCUUAGAUCAAUGGCUAGGGUUUACCCUCAAACAUCUUCCUCUUCUCCUUCUCCUUACAUAAGCUUAAAGCCUGAAUCUUUCACAAUCUGGAUGAAAUCUUUGGUUUUCAACACUCAUGGAUGCACCGUCUACGAUUCAAAAGGCGAUAUCGUUUAUAGAGUCGAUAACUACGACAAUAAAUGUGGCCAAGAGGUUUACUUGAUGGAUAUUCGAGGCAAAGUUCUCUUUUCCAUACAACAAAAGACUAAGUUUCGAUUAUUUGGAUGUUGUGAUGGAUACAAAUGGGAUGAUUGCAGUUCGGAAAAAGAACUGUGGUUUCGUGUAAGGAAGCAUCGAAGCGUUUGUGUGAAUUCAUGUGAUCAUAAAGCAAGAGGGUGUGCAUACAGGAUUGUUAGAAUGGAUGGGAAAUCGGAGUUCAAGAUUGUAGAUGAAGAUCAAGAAGGUGCAGUGAUCGCGGAAAUUAAACAAAAGCAAACGACAACGGGGAUUAACUUUGGAAACGAUGUAUUCACAUUAACGGUGCAACCGAACAUCGACCAUUCGUUAAUCAUGGCAAUCGUCAUGGUGUAUGGCUUGAUAAAUAAUCAGAUUUGAAUAAACACAAAAAAGAUUUCGUUCAAAACCAGAUAUAGAGGGUAGUAUGUAGGACAUGAGUGCACAAAUGUACAUAAUCAAAGAAAUUUUCUC